This is a messenger RNA of Neoarius graeffei (lesser salmon catfish), 3581 nucleotides long. It is a transcript of the gene pdrg1, whose product is annotated as p53 and DNA-damage regulated 1. The transcript has 5 exons. The coding region runs from base 20 to 412 and encodes 130 amino acids. The record is from RefSeq and is a predicted model, not a curated record. Gene Ontology annotation, cellular component: prefoldin complex. Lineage: Eukaryota; Metazoa; Chordata; Actinopteri; Siluriformes; Ariidae. Gene Ontology annotation, biological process: protein folding.
UAUUUCACCCAGGUGCGCGAUGGAUCCUGAGAGAGUGAUGGAGUAUCUGAUUGAUGUAGAAGUCGCUGCUGAAGAUGUUCUCGCUGAUAAACAGCAGAUUGUAGACCUGGACGGAAGAAGAAACAGAAACCGAGAGGCUUUGAAUGCUCUGAGGAACAGCGCUCCUCACAGCGACAAAGUCAGGGUUUGCUUUGGGAACAUGUUUAUUAAAUUCCCCAAGGAGAACACCAAAUCCAUGAUUCAGAAAGAUCAGGAGCAGCUCGAGCAGGAGAUAAACGACCUCCGGAAAGGUCUCAAAGCAAAAGUAAACCGGCUGAACGAUUUACAAGGGAAGCCUGAACUCAGGGGGCACAACCUGUCUCCGCUGACCAGCGAUGAACUCAAGGCUAUUCACGGCAUCCUGAGGAGUUGAUAUCGGCUUCAAGUUAACGUUAAAAUGUGAGGAAGACUAAGGAUGUGGGGUCGUUAGAAUCGUGUGAACGUGAUCACGAUGAUGAUGAUGAUGAUUUGUGAAAAUGCCUUUCUGCCUGCAUUCGCACUGUGUCUAAGUGAACUUGUUUGAGAUGCUAGACAUGGCAUUUUGUUUUGUAGAUGAUAAAAAAAAAAAAGCCGACAUUGUGGUACAUUAUUUAAUUUAAGCCAGUAUCUCACUGGGCUGCGACAGCUUGCAACAAAUUACAAACGCCAUUCGUGAGAGAGUUUCAAAAGUGUCUUGAAACAUUCGCGGGGCUUCUCAGUUUCCUCGCAUGAGUCGCAAAAUGUCGCUCCUUCGUCGCUGAAAUUUUGAACAUGUUCAAAAAAUUCGUGCGACAAAAUUUCUCUCAAAAUAGCCGCAAAUGCGUCGCUGGUGUCGCAAAGCCGUCGCGAACCCUUCUCAAGUCAGUUUCCGUGAGACAGGAAGUGCGAGUGUAUCUCGCUGGGCUGCGACAGCCUGCGACUAGUUGGAGGCAUAACAAUUGCGAUAAAAUAUGCGAAUAUCAAUUCAGUGUGAUUCCAAGUGAAAAUUGUCGCUAAUUCACAUUUUAUCGCAAUUGUUGUGCCUCCAACUAGUCGCAGACUGUCGCAGCUCAGUGAGAUACUACCCUAACCCAACCGGAAAUGAAAGAGCGAGAGGGGGUGCCAACUUUUACAGUCGGCUAUUUAUUUGCAGUGAUUUCUGAUGUAACGUCAAACCUGCUGUGGUGAUGUUAAUGUACAGUCGGUUGUAAAGCUAUACAGAGGCCUUAUUUACUUUGGAGAGGAGAAUUUGUUCAUGAAUAAAUGACUAAUUAUCAAUAUUUGCACUGUUUUAUAUAUUCAGCCACCAGGGGGCGGUAUUCCUGCAGUGUUACACACUGUGUCCAAAUGGGUUAUUGUGAGUUUUUGUCUGAUUGUGGGUUUUGAUUUGUCUACACUUCGCCGAUUUAGGUUUUGGAUGGAACAGAGGAAUUUUAUCCACAAGGAAUGUUGUGUGAUGAAGCAAUAAUAAGAGCGGUAAUGAUAAAACCUCAAAUAAACACUGUUCUUCCUGAAACGUGUAAAAUUUUGUGGAUCCUGAAUGUGAUGAGUCCUCUUUUAUUGGAAAACCAUGAAGAUGGGAAAAUCGCAGUGGGUUAGUGUGUUGAAUAAAAGCGGUCAGGGUUAGUAGGAGCUUCUCGAGUCGUAGGGACACAUGCGCGCAUAACAUACGUGGCAGCCAAGAUGGCAAUAUAUUUAGCGUGUUAAUCAGAUGGCAGAGGGAGAGAAGUAAAAGUCACCUUUUAUAUACGUGGGGGGAUACAAGAGCGCCUAGAGCAGGGGUCUUCAAUCCUAUCCGCAAAGGGCCAGUGUAGCUGCAGGCUUUCAUUACAGCCAAAUUGGAGGCUCACUUGAUUGUUGACUGGAGACGAGGGUGAAAUGAUUAAACAAGUGAAAUCAGAUGUAGCUCCUGCUUGGUUGGAAUGAAAGCCUGCAGCCACACUGGCCCUUUGUGGAUAGGAUUGAAGACCCCUGGCCUAGAGGGUGUUAACUCAUUUUUUUAACUAUAGAGGCAUCCUAGAGGGCACAUUUUUCUCUGACAUAACAGCACCUAUUGAGCAUGUCAUCUCAUUUUUUUUUUGUGUGUGUGUAGGGCAGGCUCUAGGGUACUGCAUCUCAUUUUCUUGCAUGUAGGGAAGCCUAUAGAAUGCCACAUUUCAUGUUGUCACAUGCAGGGGAGCCUAUAGGGCUCGUCAUCUCAAUUUUUGCACGUAAAGGAGCCUAUAGGGCACUUCAUCUCAUUUUGUUGCAUAUUGGGGAGCCUGUAUGGCACUGCAUUUCAUUUUCUUGCAUGUUAGGGCAGCCUAUAGGGCACCACAUUUUUUUUUUUUGCAUGUUAGGAGAGCCUAUAGGGCCUUUCAUCUCAUGUUCUUGCAUGUAGGAGAGCCUAUAGAAUGUCACAUUUCAUUUUGUUACGUUUUUGGAGCCUAUAGGGCACUUCAUCUCAUUUUCUUGCAUGUUAGGGGAGCCGAUAUGGCACCACAUCUUAUUUUUUGCUCGUGAGGAGAGCCCAUAGGACAUUUCAUCUCCUGUUCUUGCAUGUAGGGGAGCCUAUAGGGUGCCACAUAUCAUUUUUUUCGCAUGUGGAGGAGCUUGUAGGGCACGUCAUCUCAUUUUCUUGCAUAUAGGUCACUUAAUCUCAUUUUGUCAUAUGUAGGACAGGCUAUAGGGAACUGCAUUUCAUUUCCUGGCAUAUAAGGAAGGCUGUUGGGUACUUCAUCUUGUUUUCUCCACUGGAAGUGCACUCAUUUGGGCACUUCAUCAUGUUUCCUUGCAAAUAAGGGAAACCUAUAGGGCACUGUCUCAUGUAUUUCCCACUGUAAGGGCACCCUAGAGGGCAUUUCAUCACAUUUUAUUUUGUUUAAAAGUUGCCAUUAGGGCCCUUCAUCACUUUCCUCCACUGUAAUUGCACCCUAGAGGACAUUUUUCUCAACUUUUAUUGACAAUGUUUUCUGUUUUUGUCUGAACAUGGGCAUUCCUCCCUCACCGCAGAUCCACCAGUGCCUGGUUGCAUAACAUUUUAAUAAACUGCAAGGAAUGCGAAACAUGCAUACAUACUGUUAUACUACACGUCUUUGUGGUUGUGCUGUAUAAGUGUAUUUGCAAUAAAAUAUGAGCCACUGACAGUUUAAUUUAUACACUUCCCAAAAACAACCACAGACUGUGACAGAAUAGCAUUAAAGUACUUAUUGUCUUUUAGAUAAACUUGUAUUAUGCAGAAAAUAUGUCAUCACGAUGAUUUAUAUUUUCCAUUCAUGUAACUGAAAUAGAGUGGAGGAUAGAAAAAUUACAUAAAUUUUACCCGCGAUCAGAAUUUUUUCUGCGUUUGAAAAAAGAUGUACACGUUUAUUUCACAAUGCUAUGCCCUGAAAUUGCUUGUGCACUAAUGCAAAAAUGUGUGAUGUGAAAAAUAUGUGCUAAAGAAAUGCACAUGUGAAAAAUAAAUGUUUUACGAGAUACUAAGAGUGGGGGUACUGAUACUGUAAUUUCGAAACCACUGCUGUGCAGAAAAAUUGCUUAAGAACUUAAGAAACCUUGUGUGUCUGGAAGAACAUUAAAAUAAAAGUAUACAAGUCCCCAAAGGU